AUGAAGGGUGCUCUUGAGAAGAUCUCUGAGGUUCCACCUGACCAGCUUCCUAGUGGGGAUAAGAUUUGGGCCAGGAAUAUAAGAGAGUUGUCCUAUGACAUAGAGGACAAUAUCGACACAUUCAUGGUGCAAGUCAAGGGCCAUCAUCAGCCGGCCAAAAAGCUUGGCUUCGCCAUGCAGUUCGGUGAGAAGAUCCUUGGUCCCUUGAUGCAGCUCAGGAUUCGCCGCAAGAUUGCUAUUGACAUCAGAGAAAUCAGGGGCCGUGUUGUAGAGGUGCACGACCGGCGCCGCAGGUAUGAGGUUAACUACAGUGUUGAUAAGCCUGUCAAAGUUGACCCUCGUGCAUUGGUUCAGUAUGAGAAGGUGACCGAGCUUGUUGGCAUUGAGGAGUUAAGAGACAAGGUGAUCAAGAUUUUGAUGGAAGGAAGUGAGGUGUCCAAGGAGCAAGACAAGAUAGUUUCCCUUGUGGGGUUUGGAGGUUUGGGGAAAACAACUCUUGCUAAUGUGGUGUAUGAAAAACUUAGGCCGCAGUUUGAUUGCUCGGCGUUUGUAUCAGUGUCUCAGACUCCUGAUAUGGUUAAACUAUUCAAGGAUAUCUUCUAUAAACUUGACAAGGAAAAGUUCGAGAAACUUGCCAUUUACAAUGUUGCAAGUGUUGAUGUUAUUAACAAUGAAUUAAGAAAAUUUCUUCGGCAGAAGAGGUACUUGGUUAUUAUUGAUGACAUAUGGGAAAUCUCAGAUUGGAAAACGAUCAGAUGUGCUCUGCCCGAUGACAGUGUUGAAUAUAGGAUCAUCACAACUACUCCCGAAGGUUUUAUCCAACCUGAAAAGCAAGACAAGAGCUUAUUUGAAAUAGGGGAGAAUUACCUUAAUGAGCUCAUAAAUUUAAGCAUGAUCCAACCCAGGCAUGACAAAAGCACUGGCAUGAUAGAAUCUUGCCGUGUACAUGAUAUGGUGCUUGAUCUUAUAUGUUCCUUGUCAAGAGAAGAAAACUUUGUUACUGUACAAAUCAAUAUGGUUCACUCAUCUGCAUCAAAAAAGCUUCGAAGGCUAUCACUUCAAAAUGGCAAGGCCAGUCAUGGUAAACUUGAGGCUAUGCUGAGCAAAGAGCGUGCUGUGAGGUCAGUUAUUCUCUUUCAAUCCGUUAUUGAUAACAUACCAACGGUACUUGAGAACUUCAGCAUUUUGCGUGUACUAGAUUUAGAAGGAUGUGAUCUUUCACAAGGCUACAGCCUCAAGUAUCUUGGUAAUUUGCUUCAUUUGAGGUACCUAAGUUUAAGAGAUACAAGGAUUGAUGAGCUCCCCGAGGAAAUCGGAAACCUACAAUUUCUACAAAUGCUAGAUAUAUACACAGAGGGGAAAGCAAUUCAUAGUUUGCCGUCGGCUAUUGUUCAGCUAACGCAAUUGAUGUGCCUACGCAUAAAUAUUUGGAUGACAGUGAUAGAAGGGAUUGGGAGCUUGAUAGCCCUUGAAGAGCUUUCGUGUCUGCGCAUCAGCUAUGAAAAGAAGAAGAUGCUAGAAGAGCUUGGCCAACUAACAGAGCUGAAGGUGCUUGAUCUUGAGAUCAUCACCGCCGAUUUCAUCAGUGGAUCCCUGUUGGAGAGCGUCGACGACCUGGACAAAUCCGUGGUGGAGUGCCUCAACAAGCUCCAGAAAAUCCACACUUGGUUGAUGGUGAAUCCAUCCCGCCUUGUGAGCCUCUCGUCACUCGAUAUCGCAGUGAAGCGGCUGCAGCAGGAGGAUCUUGAAAUCCUAGGGAGGUUGCCUGCUCUCGGCUAUCUAGAUCUGAGAGUGGGCCAUAAGGAUCUAGGGAUCAUCCAUGGGAGAUUUCUUGUUGGUGCUCGCUCGUUCCCAUGGCUGGUCCACUGCCUGUUGUUGGGAUUUGGAGAGCCUAUGGUGUUUCAGCAAGGGGCCAUGCCAAGGCUCGUGGAUCUCUCGUUUGACUUCCCAGUGCAGCGGACGAGAGAAAUUAUCAAUGGCAGUUUCGACCUGGGAUUGGGGAACCUGCCGUCGCUGCAGGAUGUCUGGGUUAAUGUUCGGCCUCGAGGUGCCAGCAUGGAGGAGGUGAGGGAAGCAAAGGCUGCGUUGAGGCACGUGAUUGAAGUCGUGCAUCCCAAUCAUCCUACCCUUCACAUAUGA
Messenger RNA from Miscanthus lutarioriparius, 2139 nucleotides. Lineage: Eukaryota; Viridiplantae; Streptophyta; Magnoliopsida; Poales; Poaceae. The record is from the annotation of a GenBank genome assembly.